Equus caballus (horse) is the source of this 6209-nucleotide messenger RNA. It is a transcript of the gene EMILIN1, whose product is annotated as elastin microfibril interfacer 1. Gene Ontology annotation, molecular function: extracellular matrix constituent conferring elasticity; protein binding. The record is from RefSeq and is a predicted model, not a curated record. Lineage: Eukaryota; Metazoa; Chordata; Mammalia; Perissodactyla; Equidae.
CCGUGCCUGAGAUCCAAACUAGUGAACCCCAGGCCGUGGAAGCAGAGCCGUGAACUUAACCACUUGGCCACAGGGCUGGACCCCAGCAUUCUUUCUUUUCACCAACAUUUCUCCCUGCCAUCAGGCUCACAUUCUGGGCCAUAGGACCUCAGAGACAGAUCACUCAGAGUCACAUUGAAGAUUUGGUGGCAUCCAUUCUCAUGGUUUCCAACUAUUGCCCUGCAAAUUGUUCCCAGAAUCAAGACCCAGAUUUCUAACCUGUCCUGGACAUGCAUUUCCAUUGAGAUGUGUUACUGUCAUCUUAAAUUCAGUAUGUCCAAACUUAGAUCAUCUUUCUUUCCUCCAAACCUGCUCUUCUUCUUGACUUACCCAUCCUGGCUCAAACCCUGGAAUCUUCUCUGGUGUCUCCCUUCAUCUGGUCUCUCAUUACCCAGGCAGUCACCAAGCAGUCACAGCCUCCUCUUCCAAGUCUGCAUCACUUUGCAAUGUAGAAUUUGGAAGGGACCUUAGACAUAGCAGACAACAGACCUCCAGUGGAGUCAUGGGAUUUGCUCAAAGUGAUAACACUACUGAGAGGAGGAGCUGGAACCAGCUCCAUUGUCCCCUAACACCCUGCCCAUUGCUCUUGCUGACCGUGUCUUCUUGCUACAUGUGAAUGACCCCUACUCAAAUGCUUGUAAUCCAAGCUCUUAACCAGUUAUCUGAGUCUUUCCCUAAUUUUUCCACAGUCUACUUCUCUUUCUGUCCCACUUCCUCUUGACACAAAUAAGAGCUAACAUUUAUUGAGCUUUGACCAUAUGCCAGACACUUUUCUAAGUGCUUUACAUGUUUUAACAUAAUCCCCACAAACCUAGGAAGGGGGAUACUAUUAUUAUUCCAUGUUGUAGAGGAGGAAACUGAGGCAGACCACCUUCCCCAACCUGGAAUCUUCCGGCUCCCUUUCUCUGUUCUUCACUACCCCCCCCCCCCCCCCGCCACUGUUCAGGUUCUCUCUCUUCCAACAGCUCUUCUCUGACUCUUCUCAGCAACCAGCUGUCUUCCCCCUCCUCUUCCCCAGAACAUGCUGCAUCCAUUUGUCUGGCCCCCUCGGCACUCUGUCUAUCCUGCCCUUGUUAAUUCUCUGUUCUGGAGCUUGUCUCCCAUCCCCAGCAGCCCCAGCUGCUCCUCACUGAGUCUUAUACAUGCUUUGCUACCUGGGUGCCUGCAAGGCACCUGGCACACAGCACUCUCGCCUCCUUUCUCUGUAGUCCUUCCACUUCGCUCUCCUGAGUGUGCCCACACACAGGGAGACCUCGUCCAGGACACAAUGCUGAGGGGCCAGAUGGUGAAGGGAGCCCAGCUGACAGAUUCAGACAUCACUGGUCAGACUGAUGGCUGAAUGUGACUGAGUUCCUUGCCUGCUACAGAGGCUAUCAGACUUGCCUCCAGGCUAGGGAGUGAAUCCUUUGGCACUAUAUAGAUAGGACCCAGUUUACCUCCCUCCCUCCCCUCCCCCACUGAUGGCCUGACCUUCACCAAGACAAGCCUGGGACCCGUAUUUAUUCGGCCUUUCAAGAGACUCUUUUUCCUCUUGCCCAUGUCCUCUCCAUGCUUGACAGAAGACUGCUCCCCCAUUUCUAGAUUCCUGUCUUCCUCUUCUGGCUUCUCUGAAUUUCCUGCCUGCCUCAAUGGAGUCCUUUUCCUUCUCCUCCCUGGCCCAGUAACCCUCUCUCCUCUCCUUUCUCCCAAAUCAUUGACCUAGGUAUUUAGAUUCUAAUCGCAGCCCUGCUCUUGACUUGGGUUUCCUUGAACAAGUUACUUUCCCACUCUGGGCCUCAACUUUCACAUCUAUAAAAGGAGGCAGCUGAACUCGAUGGUGAGUGAUGUUCUGUUGAGCCUACAAGUCCAUUCUCCCUUUUAUAGUCCUCCCCUCCUCCUCUCCCCUCUAGGCUUGCCUCUCAGGUCUCUUUCCCAGGGGAGGCCUGCCCUGGCCCCAGGAGAGCUGUGGCUCCAGCUCCCGUUCCCUGUCUCAGCGACCAGCCCUGGGCCUUCCCCCCAGCGCUGGCCCCGGCUCCGCUCCAUGUGGCCCGUCUGAGAGGCUGGCCCCAAGCCCGGCGGCAACUCCACAUUUCUCUGUUUUUCCUUUUUUUUUCUCUCUUUCCCGGAGUUAACAAGAAGCAGAUGUGGCGCACGAUGGUUGGAGAGAUGGGGGGAGGAAGGGGGAGGCUGGACCGCCAGCCAGACAGGGGGGAAGGGAGAGGAGUGAGCAAGAGAGGGAGGCGAGAGGCCAGGGCCCGCCCCACAGCCACUCUUGUGCCUCUCAACAGCCACAGGGGCAAAGCCCUGUCACCCCCAGGAUCUGGUCAUUGGGGAAAACAGGGAGACCAGAGGACGGCCAGCUGAGCAAAGGAGCAGAGGCCCAGGAACCAGCAUCUGAGACGGGCAGGGACCAGGCGCAGGAGGCCAGGGGCACAGAGAACAAACUCCCCUCAGAAGUGGAGAAGAGGAGAGCGGAAGGAACCGAGGGAGGGACAGACAGGAGCCUGAGGAGGAAAGAGGAGGGGGAGAGGGGUCAGGCCAGGCAGCCAAGGAGGAGGCGUGUGGCUGGGGGCUGCCGGCAGGAAGCUGGGGACAGGACCUGACCGCGCUGUCCCUCGGAGCAGCGGCAUCCCCCGCUCCAGGCAGAGGCGCCAGUGGUCAGGCUGGGAUGUGCCUCUGAGGGCCACCGCGGAGCGCCCCCAUCAUGGCCCCCAGCACUUUCUGGAGCUGCUACCUCUGCUGCCUGCUGACCACAGCUGUGAGGGCAGCUAGCUACCCUCCUCGUGGUUACAGCCUCUACACAGGGAGUGGCGGGGCCCUCAGCCCUGGAGGGCCCCAGGCCCAGAGUGCCCCCCGGCCUGCCAGCCGACACAGGAACUGGUGUGCCUACGUGGUGACCCGGACAGUGAGCUGUGUCCUUGAGGAUGGAGUAGAGACCUUCAUCAAGCCCGACUACCAGCCCUGUGGCUGGGGCCAGCCCCAGUGUCCCCGAAGCAUCAUGUACCGCAGCUUCCUCCGCCCUCGCUACCGCGUGGCCUACAAGACAGUGACGGAUAUGGAGUGGAGGUGCUGUCAGGGGUACGGGGGUGAUGACUGUGCUGAGGGCCCUGCCCCAGCUCUGGGUCCUGCACCUACCACACCACGGCCCCAGAUCCGGCCUGCCCGCCCCAACCUCUCUGGCUCCAGUGCAGGCAGCCACCUGAGUGGACUAGGGGGGGAAGGUCCCGGGGAGUCCGAGAAGGUGCAGCAGCUGGAGGAGCAGGUGCAGAGCCUAACAAAGGAGCUGCAGGGCCUUCGGGGCGUCCUGCAGGGACUGAGUGGGCGCCUGGCGGAAGAUGUCCAGAGGGCUGUGGAGACAGCCUUUAAUGGGAGGCAGCAGCCAGCAGAUGCAGCUGCCCGCCCUGGUGUGCACGAAACCCUCAAUGAGAUCCAGCAGCAGCUGCAGCUCCUGGACAACCGCGUCUCCACCCAUGACCAGGAGCUGGGCCAUCUCAACAACCAUCACAGUGGAGGUGGCGGUAGCGGCAGGGCCCUGGACCCAGCCCCAGCCCCGCCUGGCCACAGUGAGGAGCCGCUGCGGGAGCUGGAGCGGAGACUGCAGGAGUCCUGCUCUGUGUGCCUGGCGGGGCUGGAUGGCUUCCGCCGGCAGCAGCAGGAGGACAGGGAGCGACUGCGAGCACUGGAGAAGCUCUUGGCCUCUGUGGAGGAGCGGCAGCGGCAGCUCACCGGGCAGACCCUGGGCCGCAGGCCCCCUCAGGAAUGCUGCCCUCCGGAGCUGGGCAGGCGUCUAGCAGAGCUGGAGCGGAGGCUGGAUGUAGUGGCUGGCUCAGUGACAGUGCUGAGCGGGCGGCGAGGCACGGAGCUGGGAGGAGCAGCCGGGCAGGGCGGUCACCCCCCAGGCUAUACCAGUUUAGCAUCCCGCCUCUCUCGCCUGGAGGACCGAUUCAACUCCACCUUGGGUCCUUCGGAGGAACAGGAGGAGGGCUGGCCUGGGCGUCCUGGGGGCCUGGGCCACUGGCUGCCUGCUGCCCAGGGCCGACUAGAGAAACUGGAGGGGCUGCUGACCAAUGUGAGUGGGGAGCUGGGUGGGCGACUGGAUCUGCUGGAAGAGCAGGUGGCAGGGGCUGUACAGGCAUGUGGGCAGCUCUGCUCUGGGGCCCCAGAGGAGCAAGACGCCCAGGUCAGCGAGAUCCUUAGUGCCUUGGAGCGCAGGGUGCUGGACAGUGAGGGGCAGCUGCACCUCGUGGGCUCUGGCCUGCACAAGUUGGAAGCAGCUGGGGAUGCCCGGCAGGCCAUGCUGGAAAGACUGCAAGGGGUAGUGGGCCAGCUCCAGGGUCGUAUCGAUGCGCAGGAUGAGACAGCCACAGAGUUCACACUGCAGCUGAAUCUCACGGCUGCGCGAGUGGGCCAGCUGGAGGGUCUGCUGCAAGCCCGUGGGGAGGAGGGCUGUGGGGCCUGUGGGGGUGUCCAAGAGGAACUGGGCCGUCUUCGGGAUGGUGUGGAGCGCUGCUCCUGCCCCCUGUUACCACCUCGGGGCCCUGGGGCUGGUCCAGGUGUUGGGGGACCAAGCCGUGGGCCUCUGGACGGCUUCAGUGUGUUUGGGGGCAGUUCCGGCUCAGCCCUGCAGGCCCUGCAAGGAGAGCUCUCUGAGGUUAUUCUUACCUUCAGCUCCCUCAAUGACUCACUGCAUGAGCUCCAGACCACCGUAGAGGGCCAGGGCUCUGAUCUGGCUGACCUGGGAGCCACCAAGGACCGCAUCAUCUCUGAGAUUAAUAGGCUGCAGCAGGAGGCCACAGAGCAUGCUACAGAGAGUGAGGAGCGCUUCCGAGGCCUGGAAGAGGGACAGGCACAGGCCGGCCAGUGCCCCAGCCUAGAGGGACGAUUGGGCCGCCUUGAGGGAGUCUGUGAACGAUUGGACACAGUGGCUGGGGGACUGCAGGGCCUGCGUGAGGGCCUUUCCAGACACGUGGCUGGGCUCUGGGCUGGGCUGCGGGAAACCAACAGCACCAGCCAGACACAGGCAGCCCUGCUGGAGAAGCUGUUGGGGGGGCAAGCAGGCCUGGGCAGGCGGCUCGGUGCCCUCAACAGCUCCCUGCUGCUCCUGGAGGACCGGCUUCACCAGCUCAGUCUGAAGGAUCUCACUGGGCCUGCAGGUGAGGCUGGGCCCCCAGGUCCUCCUGGGGUGCAGGGACCCCCAGGCCCUGCUGGACCUCCAGGACCUCCAGGCAAGGAUGGACAAAAGGGGCCUAUUGGGCCACCAGGUCCCCAAGGCGAACAGGGAGUAGAGGGGGCACCGGCAGCCUCUGUGCCCCGGGUCGCCUUUUCAGCUGCCCUGAGUUUGCCCCGGUCUGAACCAGGAACAGUGCCCUUCGACAGAGUCCUGCUCAACGAUGGGGGCUACUAUGAUCCAGAGACUGGUGUUUUCACGGCGCCACUGGCUGGACGCUACUUGCUGAGCGCGGUGCUGACUGGGCACCGGCACGAGAAGGUGGAAGCUGUGCUGUCCCGCUCUAACUUGGGCGUGGCCCGCAUCGACUCCGGUGGCUAUGAGCCCGAGGGCCUGGAAAAUAAGCCGGUGGCCGAGAGCCAGCCCAGCCCGGGCGCCCUGGGCGUCUUCAGCCUCAUUCUGCCCCUGCAGGCCGGGGACACGGUCUGCAUCGACCUGGUCAUGGGGCAGUUGGCGCACUCCGAGGAGCCACUCACCAUCUUUAGCGGCGCCCUGCUCUACGGGGACCUGGAGCUUGAACAGGUGUAGACAGGGGGCCGGGCCGCACCGGCCCGAAGUGUCUAUGCCGGCCAAAGAGCCAGCGGGGGCGGUGGGCUUUCCCGGGUCCCCGCCUGGGACCGGGCACCGUCCUGGCACCCCAGCCCCGGGCGAGCCGCCGUCUCCGGACCCGCUGCGGCACAGGCGCCCAGAACAAUCUCCUCCCCACGGCUGGAGCGCGCCGGGUCGGGGACUCCAGGGUCCCCUCGUCCAGACUUUUGGCCUGAUCGCCGUCCCCUGCAGGACUCGGACUGCAGAGGAGCCGAUCCUCACGCCCUUUGCUCCCCUAACUGGCCCUCUAGGCCGGUUCCCUGGGCUCCAGGGCUCUCCCGGGGAGGCUCCGGCCACCACCGCCAUACUAAACUAUUCAGGAAUAAAGACACUUGGUUUUUUCUAAAAAAAACAAAACAAAACAAAACAAACCGUC